Porites lobata is the source of this 24229-nucleotide messenger RNA. Lineage: Eukaryota; Metazoa; Cnidaria; Anthozoa; Scleractinia; Poritidae. The record is from the annotation of a GenBank genome assembly.
AUGAAACGUUUUGGAGGCUAAAUUCCUUUACAGAUCUGGUAUCGAAGGUGAGUGAUGUUAGCGUAAACAAAAAAUCAAAAUUUAAGUAAUUAAACUGGCCUGUUGAAUUUCAAUCAUUGGCUUUCUUCAAGAUAACUUUUCCUUCGAGUACGUUGAUAAAAAACUAGAAAUCGAGCAUUAACCCAGAUACCAUAGACACUGUCUCCCUUAACACGUACGUUGCUUGCUGUGUCCUGUGUGAAGUAUACACUAAUACAGUCUUCAAGAUCUUAAAUUUCCUCUUUGUUUGGAAACCAGGCGCACUGGUUUCUGUUUACUCCGAGUAAUUAUCAAAAUGGUGUAAUUUGAAUUUGGUACCUGUGACAAGACAGGCAGUCUAAACGAUUGUGUAGGCAGUGUUGAUGGACCAAAGUUAAGCUUAUUACAAAAGUUUGCUGACAGUUGUUUGACAUAUGUCAGCCACGGUGAUGUUAUCGAUACUAGGCCAGUUCUCUCUCCUCCGCAGAGUCUCCCACCGGGUAUCCCAAUAAAAGUAAUUAUCUGUAUCAUGCUCUGCAUGCUCUCUUUUUCUUUCUCCCCGGCCUCACUACAGCAUAAAGGGGCCUCUGUGGAGUAGAGACCAGUUACAAACCCACCAAUUGGGAGUUUACACAACGACAACGGUGACGGCGACGGCAAUGAGAACGGCAAAAAAGCAAUAGGUUUAGACAAGCAAAACAACAGCUUUGCACGUGCAUGACGCUUUUUUGUACAUUUCUCUACCACUGUUGGAUGACUGUAAUGUGAAACUGUCUAAUUUGAUGUUGCGUACUUUCCAGUCAGCUCCAAACUUAACUAUCAAUGGGACGCCAAUCAAACAGGUUUCCCAGGCUAAAUCUCUGGGUGUGUAUGUUGAUGAAAACCUUUCAUGGACUACACAUAUAAAUGAAAUCACAAAGAAGAUUGCAUCUGGUAUGUCACCCUGAAACGUGUCUUCUUGCUUGUCCCUGUAAACACCUUUUGACCAUAUUUUUUCAUUAGUUCAGUUCUUUCAACUAUUGCUGUGAAGUUUGGGAUAGCUCCACCCUUUUUUCAGUCAAGCUCAAAAGCUUCAAAACAAAACAACUUUUAACCUUUUCUGGCUAUGGUCUGCCGGUCCCCUUAUUGAAAUUCUUGGCUGGCAAAAACUAGAGUCACAAAGAAGCUUUCAUAAGGCUGUCAUGGUUUAAGUCAAAAUUCUUUAAAUGGACUGGUCCUGAAUAUAUGGUUCCAUGUUUAUAUAAACAUGUGCUUUUACCCCUCAGAAUCAGGGGGCAAACUUUAUUCCAAAGCCCCGCACAAACUAAUUAAAAAUAGCUUUAGCUAUACUGGUGCGGUGCUUUUUUUUUUCUCCCCAGCCUCAAGCAAAAACACUAGAAAGCUUCAAAGCCGGAGGAGUCGGGUCAUUUUACCACCAAUUAGUUAUAGUUUUUAGAUUAGUAAUGCACGGCUCUCGUGGAAAGCAGGGUUUUAUAUUUUAUAUUUGUAAAUAAGUAAAGUAGUAAUAUAUAAAAUUGUUUGUAAUUUUAAAUUUUAAAUUUUAAUUAAUUAUUAUAGAUAUGCCUGAUGAGACAACCGUGGAUAAAUAAAGUAUUCUUCUUCUUCUUCUUCUUCUUUGUCGAGGACGCGAACAAAACACAGCAACUUUCUUUUUCUAUUCCUGAACUUUGAUGCAGUGCUUUAUAUUCCAAAAAAAUUUGCCAACAUUUGACGAAUUAACAAGAUGGAAUAAGCACGAUAAAAUUUGAGUCAGUGCAAGUUCACUUUUUAAGUGACGCUUUCGUAGCUGUCACCAUCGUUGUUGCGUAAACUCCCUAGUACCUAAUGUAGAUCACUCUUCAUUGAUAUGUCCGAUCCAUCAACACUACCUUUGAUGAGUAUAGAACAAGAUCAACAAAAACAAAUUUACAAGUCAAGAAUUUAAGACAGUAUAACUAGUAACCACACCCAUGCAGGUUAUAUUUUCGGCAAAAUAAACUGCAGUACCAUAUUUUAAGAACUUUACCAGCAACCUUGGUGCUCAUUGUGAAACCUUAAAAAAAUUGUAACAAUAAUCUCAUUUACUUUGACCUCAAGUGGUACAUUGUUGGGUGCAAAACCUACUGUACUGUAUGAAUAUAUAAGGAGUUUAGAUUUAUGCAAGAUUGAAAAAGGGCAAAAUGUAUUUGUGCAUGUGUGUUUAUUUUGAUCUCUUUUUUUUAAAAAAAGGAAAUGGUGCUCUGAUUGGGCUAUUCUGACUGUUUAUUUAUGCUGGCUUUUUUCUUGUAUUUUUCUUCAGACAUUAUGGAGCGCCCAAAUCUACAUCACAGGUCUAGAAUUGUCUAAUUGGCUAAGUGAAUUGCAAUGGAGCAAAAUAAAGCUAGUUCUGUUGUAGUUAAACCGAGGAGAAGAAGGCUCAGUACUGCACAUGCACGUCGUCGUGCCAGGGCUUAUACAAACCCAAUCAAACAAGAGAUAUUACAUGAGGAAAGUGCAGAUGAACUGGGUGGCUCACAAGAAUACAGCCUGGAAAAUGGUUCAGCAGCUUUCUUAAAAGGGUUUCUAAGUGAAACUGAAGGUCUUGUUAGAGGCAUAUCUGAUCGAUAUGAAACACUACGAGAAGUGAGAAAGAAACCUGACUUUUGCACGAACUGUAAUAAUUAUAGUAAUUAAUUAAUUAGUGAAUCUUACAGGGUCUGGAAGGGAACAUUCCUUCUCUUCUUUCACAACAAUCCAGUGCCCGAAAACUUCUGUCAUCUCAAUCCAGAACACUCUUUUGUUUCCCAAUACUGCAUCCCUUGGCAAAAUUUAGCAAAUCCUACUUCCUAGGUAGCAGUCAAAUCCUUGAUCUUGUCAAGAAGUUUUGCGUUUUCGCGAACCCUGCACUUUAGUUUGGUCAAAUCACGGAUCCAGAUUAAGAUAAUAUCCUUUCAGACCCUGAUCUUUUAAGCCACAGUCAUUCAUGUUAUUCAAUGUCACUGCAUUUGUCGAGAGAAGGCAGUUUAGACAGACACAACAUAUUCUGAUAAAAAAUAAAUGUGUUGUAAACUGUGUGUUUUUAUCAUUGCAUGGGUUAAUUAGUUACCCAUUGCACUGGCAUGAGUAUAGCUUUUGUUGUGGAACUGAUAAAACAGUUUCAACUUUCCCAGAACAAAAGAAAUGAUGGAGAAAAGUUUAAAUUGAAAUUUUUCACAACAUUUCAUUUAAUUUACAUUGUUGUGAGGGAUCGGUGUUAAACAUGUCACAACAUCAGCUAAAAAAAAUGUUGCAAGAAUGUUGUGACUAGUUUGAAGGUGGCUUUAAGUACAUUAAACUGCCUCUUGUUGUUAACAAGCCAUUGCAUUGCCAGUUUAAUAUUGCACCUCUUUCCUUUAGGUCUUGUUUCACCCUGCUCAAAAUAAGUUAAACUUUCCAAUUUAAAUAAGAUCAUUAUUAUGCCCAAUGCAGGUAAAGGAAAUAUAUGUUGUGGUUCAAUUUUAUCCUUGAUUUUAAUUUUAUUUCCCUUAUUAGUUUUAAACGCAUUGUCGUGCAUUACCAUACCCAAAAACAAAGGGAAAUAUAAUUUAAACCAAUGAUAAAAUUGAACCCCAACAAAUAUAUAUAAUUGAUGUUACCAAGACCAAAGCCAGUCUUUUUCUUAACCUUGCUUGGCCUGUUGGCUCACGUUACAUAUAACUGCCUGUUGACAUAAUCGUGCUUUCUAGCAUACUUGUGAAGCCAUAAUUAUGUUCUAAACUGAAAAAGUGAUGUUUAAAUGUUAUUUCUUCAUAGUUAAAGAUUAUAUUUUUUAAUACAUCCAUUUAACAGAAUACUGACUGGAUAUACAAGACAUUCAAAAGGAAGGAAUGUAUCAGACAUGUUGAUGAUGACCAAGAGACUGGAUUGUGAGUAACAGAUUGACGUUACGGACUUUUUAUGAAGAUGACAUGUUAAAUCAUUUUAUUUAUUACAAAGGUAACAUUGUUUAGAGGUAAAGAGGAGGAGUGGGGACAGGAAGGGCUGAAAGGAGUAAACAUUGUACCUCCCUGCCCUCUGUUGCAUUGUCUCUGGAUAAUGUGUAACAUCAAGAUACAAAAAAAAAAGAGUUUUAAAGCUGCCAUAAAAUAAUGGUAUUACUUUGUGACGCCAUUUGUCUUGUCGAUCAGAGCAAGGUCAACCUGUAUCAUGACAUUGUGGUCAUUAUUUAGGUCCUUUACUGAGCAGUAACUCUAAUUUUUGUUGAUAGACAGUAAAUAUUACUUAAUUUAUAGUCUCAAGUGACUUACAUUGUAUUGCAAAUAACCAAUGUAUCACUACGAGAGAAACAGAGGGCAGGUACUGUUAGAUUCUAGAGAGUGGUUUGGAGAAAGCAAAGCUAGAUAGCAGCACUACAUUUAAGCAUAUUUUCUACAGUCAUGGACAAAAGUCUUGGGACACUUUUGCAUUUCCAGGACAUUUUCCAAUUCACACGUGCCCAACCCGUUCUCUCAUCCCACAAACAAGGUUGGAUGUAUGUAUCCAAAAUUUUUUCCAAGUUUCAACUUUGUAUGGGUUGGAGGAGGGACAAAUGAAGAAAAUUUUGAAAAGGUUGCACUGUUUUAUGAGGGAACCCAGAUAUUGCAGAAAAUUACGAAUACGGCAUUACUGUCCCAAGGACUUUUGUCCAGGAUUGUAGGUACUAUAAAUUAUUUUCUAGAAUAGCGUCUUUCUUAUAUCACUUUAUUUGUUUCUCUUUCUUUGGCAUAACUGUGGUAACUGUAGGUGUUGCUGUGGACGUCAUGAGAAUCAGCAUGGCAAGCUAACGAUUUUUGAAGAAGAAAACGAGGAGGCUGAGGCAGCCAAGGAAGCUGAGGAGGAGGGAACUGAGUCUAGCGAAAAUGAGGAUGAAGUAGUUCAGUCAGAAGAAAGGGUCAAGCUGGGGGGACGAGGUUUGUACUAACAAAGCUCUGUGAGGCCCACGGGUGUUUUUUAUUCAAGGUCUCAAAAGUGGGUGCUAUUUAUAGAAAGGGCCUGACAGAAGAAAAUCUCCUUCUUUGCCACUUGUACAUUUUUAUGCUUGGGCCCCACCCCCAAAAAUGGACCAACUUUUUUCACAGGGCUCCCACGAUUACAAUGUACACACACAGGGAAUCCAAAAUAGGAGACUUUCAAGAUCACUCGUAGCCUUCUUAAACGAUUGAAAACCCGUUUCUUGACAAAUGAGUGUUUCCUGAGUCCGUCUGUUUGAGUCUGUUCUGACGUUGAAGGUGCAUUACAAAGCAUUACACACGGUCUUUGCGUGCAUACAAUACAGAGCAUUAAUCACUGAAUCAAUUCACGUAUAUGAAAGGUUUCAUAAUAUUAAACAUUGCAGGUCUUCCUCCUUUAAAGAAAACGAGAGGAUACACUCCAGGAAAGGUUUAUCGUAGAUCAAAAACUAACGCUCAAGGAUGGUCAGCUAAAAAUGACAUAAAAGAGUUUCCUACAAAUGCGUUUGGUCACAUCAAGUUUGUAAACGCCUACAAUUCAUCACUGAAACCUUCGAAGGUAUAUGUGUUUGUCUAAAUCAUAUGUUAUUGAUCAGUCUGAUGAGUUCCUCCUUCUCGCUGACGAUAUUUCUGAGCGAUGCCUGGCUCAUACAUGUAGCUGUUUUCUAUUUCUUGUUCUUUUUGGCCAAAGCUGGCGCUAAAUCGUACUUUUCAGCUCAGAAAUGGAUUGUCGGGGGGUGGGAGGGGGUACUUCCUUAGAUGAGCUAUAUAGGCAUGUGCCGCCACAAAGAGUAGGGUUUUUGCGCUUUUUUGGUCAGAAAACAGGUGUAGACUUUGCAUAUUUUGGUCUGGAAUUGGGUAUGGUUUUCGAGGGAACUACGGGAGUGUAUGAACGUAUUUAUCCUUUCAAUUCCAAAUGAGUAAGAAAGAAAGAGAAAUGUGCGAAUUAAGAAAUAGUUUUUCUUGGUGUUCUAGUGUAAGUAAUGAUGACAUCAUUUCUUAGAGGCCAGGUCUAAUGACGGGUAUGGAUUUUGGAGGCCAGGUCUGAAAAUGGGUGUGAAAAAUGACAUUUUUUGGUCUGAUAUAUGGUCAGGAUUUGGAGAACCGGGCGGCACACCUCCUCCAAGAAUUCCCAUAUCCAUACCCGUUUUCAGACCAGGUCUCUUAAAAAUUAUGUCAUCAUUACAGUACAGCCCGAAAAUAAUGUACUUAGAUUAGAACGCCAACAAAAAAGAUUUCUUAAAACCCAAUUCGAAUUCGCAUAUUUCUACUUUUCAGUACAUUUUUUCUCAUUUAUUUGGAAUUGAAACGAUAAAUCGGGGUUGUCACUAAGAUUUCAAGUAGGCGGGGAAUCAAACAGCUACGGAUUUCUUUCAUUCCGCUAUCUUUUCUUCUAUUUUCCUAUGAAAGUAGCCGGGGGAAAUCCCCGGCCCCCACUUCUUAAUGACUGCCCUGGAUAAAUACGUUCGUUUUUCUCCCUUACAUGUAGUUCCCUGGAAAACCAUACCAAAUUCCAGACCAAAAUGUGCAAAUUUUAUACCAGUUUUCAGACCAAAACAGCGCUAAAACCAUACCCUUUGGGUGGCACCUACUUAUGUGGCUUAUAUAAGGAGUACCCCCCGGGUCUUGCUAGAACCAACAAUGUUCUUCAGGAGUUAAUUGCGUGCAUUUACACUCCUGAUCAGGCUGUCAUCAAAAGUAAGAUCUUUUAUUUUUUGCCGUUGCAGUAUAUUCGCCUUGCAGACAGCACUAGACCAGAGUUAACUUUAGAACUGAUGGUAAGGCAGUGGAAGUUAAAGAAGCCAGAUAUUGUGAUAUCCAUCCAAGGAGGGCUGAAGAACUUCCAUCUUGAUCCGCAUCACAAAGAAAUCUUCAAUAGAGGCCUUAUUAAAGCUGCCAAAACAACCAAUUGCGGAGCUUGGAUAAUAACUGGUAAAACACACUUUAACGCGGUUGUAGCGUGCGGGCAAAAAACAUACUGAAAUUAUGUUUACGUUUGUCCGGAUUGUUGAUGAGAUGAAAUUAAGCGGUAUUUGAAUCGCUUUACUCUGGCGAUCGUUGUUUGAAAUCGAGUUUGUGUAUGGUCACCAAAAUAACGGUAUAGCAACGUAACAAGCGAUCUACCACCUCACCGCAGAAUUACUAUUUCCUUUACGGUUUAAAUCUAAAGGGGGCGCAAAUAUGUGUAUAGUGCGAAGCGAGAGAAGGGUAAAUGGUAAGCGACAUUCCGUUCGGUUAAGGAUACCAACCGGAAUGAAGGGAUUACCUCAAAACAGAGUCCUCAACUUUUUCCGAAAUUUUCCGAAUUUUUUGGCUUAAUUAAUGGUAAACACCCUAGAUUUACACUUCUCACAAAGCUUCUGUAAAUAAGGGAGUCAUAUUUUUUACGCUAAUUGAUGGGUAACUAAAAGUUAAUAAAGUAUAUUUUUAUCAGGUGGCGUAAAUCUUGGUGUUAUGAAGGCAGUCGGUCAUGCGGUCCAGGAGGGUCAGUCCAUGCGGUGGGGAGGACUAACCAGUCAUCGCCGUAUAAGGUGUAUUGGAAUUGCCACCUGGGGUUACGUGGAAAGAAACGAACUCUUGAUCAAUCCACUGGAAGGCAAGGUCAGACACAAUAAAAAAGAUUGCACAUAAGAGCUGCAAAUAACAGUCGGUUAUCCGACAAUGACCGACUAUAAUUUGCGCAUGUCCGAAGAAAUCCUACUUGCGCGGUCGCUUGACCGGACAAAUCAUCGACCACGACUACCAUUUUGCAGCUGAAGAUUUGGAUAGAAAAAAGGAAAUAAAAAGUCAACAUAAUGUAUACCCGACAACUUUUCUGGUUUGUCCCACUAAAAUAGUGACCACGUCGGACAUAUGUCAUUUCUAAAAAGAAGAAUUAUUUGCAUGUGUGAAAUGUAAUAAAUAGAAAGUAGUCUUCGAACGUCAGUUUCCGGGCUCGGUGCGCUUAAUUUCCGGGCUCGGGCUUAAGCGCACUAGUCUCCUUCGCAGCCGUUAUUAGGGUCGUCACUCGUCACACAACGCUCCUGGGGAGGAGCGUUGCGUGACGAGUGACGACCCUAAUAACGGCUGCAAAGGAGACUAAAGCGCACAUUCACUUUGGCCCUUUUUUCUAAUCUUGCCCGGCUAUAUUUUACUAAAUUAUUGCGUUCUCGGUAUAUUUAAAAGAGCCUUUAGUUUAUUUUAAUUCGUGGCCCUUUUGUAUUUGCUUGGUUAUAACGUGUAGCAACAGCAAUCUAGGAGUAUUUAAUAUAAUUUUGGUCGUAUUCACAACACCCAGUCAUAUUUUCUGCUUCUCACUUUUGACUUGUUAUUAACACCCUCCCCCUAUGGGUGCUUUCAAAGACUGCAGUUAGUUAGGCGUUGUUUGUGUUACUAAAGGCUAGCGCAUCUCUUUUCAUUGUUUAUCAUGCGCCAGGGCCGAGUUGUUCAAAGCUGGGUUAAGAUAACCCGGGGUUGGUGCGAGAUUUGAAUUCAGAUUUGAAAGCUUAAAAAGCAUUUCAGUUUUAAUUCUUUUUGUCUACUAGUUGAUGAUUGGAAGCUCUAAAAAUAACAGAGAAAAUUACCCGACAAAACGCUUUUGAACGACAGAAAAAGAAACCCGGGUUAAAUUUAACUCCGGGUUAAGCGCUAAUCGGCUUUCGAACAACUGGGCCCAGAAUAUAAUAGACGAAAAUCAUGCCUUCGAAAUUCUCGUCUAAGUAAUCAGAAACAUGUUGUUUAUCAUAUGAUGGUUUUUGGUAGAUCUCAAGUCGUUUGUAUAUUUCUCGGUGUUUGGUUCGUCAACAAAAGUUACAUCUCGUAUUCCACAGGUGUAGAAAGGGGUUGUCAUCCUGUUCUGUGUUUUCACUCACGUGGCCAGCAUCUAUGCAAAUUUAUUGGAACAAAAGAACGCGUUUACAUAAGAAAAGAGUUCAACUGCCACAGGACUGGUUUGGGACACAAACAUGGCCGCCAUUUCAUUGUUUUUGGACACAAAUAUGGCCGCCAUGACGUCAUGUGAAAACACACAAUUCUGAUUCACAGCCAAACUCUUUGUUGAAGAAACUCUGCUCAAAUAUUGCGUAGUUUAACAAAGUUGUAGGACUAAGAACCAUAUUUUUAAUGUUUAUUCCAUUCAGGGUUGUUACCCAGCUACAUACAAGGUGGAACACUCAUUUCAAAGAGGGAAGCCUGUCUCUCUUAACCCCGACCACACCCAUUUCCUCCUGGUAGAUGAUGGGACACAGGGACAGUGUGGAGCCAAGGAAGUCCUUUUCCGCGCGCGAUUGGAGAGAGUCAUAGCCGACAAACCCAACAUUCAGAAACAAAGUACGUAGAUUCUUACCUUAGCUGCACAUUCUAGACCAGUACCACCUAAAAAGGUUCAAAGAGGUUUUUCAGUGCUUAAGAUAUUGCGGUAUGCUGUGGGUGAGUGAAAUGCAAAAGGUUUAGUUUGAUAAACCUGGUAAUAUAUAAUUAGCCAUCAAUGUGAAUUGACAAGUCAAUUAAUUUGUCUGUCUGUGAUGACAUUGACUGUGAGCAGUCUUUAAUACGGAGAUAGCGGGUUAUCACUCGUAUCACGCGAGUGGCGAGCGGCAAAGCCCUAGAGACACGAAAAACCAGGCUGCGAGCCUUUUACGCGGUGCCAACACGUCAACAUUGAAGAAUAAGAGACUUUUUUUCUAUUUUAGAAAAGCUCAGGGCUUAUUCGAGAGAUUGGCCAAUGAGGGUCAAAUAGGCCCCCUUCUGUAAUUUUAGGGGGCCCUUUUACGAGAAAGGGGAUCCAAGAAAGGGGGUACCCAAAAGGUAUUUGAAUUGGAACAUUCUGGGCAACUGAAAAAGCCUGAGCACGAAUUACUGCAGAGUACCGGAUGUUUUGCUGGUGAAAUAGUCAGGCAGACGAAGAAGAGAAAGGCAAUUGAGACAGUAGGAGGCUAUAAAAGUUCAAUGUAAGUAUAAAGAGCGGCAGUCAAAUCAGUGUUGUUGUCAGUGAUGUUUUCGAAUACUUUAUUUGAAGCAAAUGGUACUUAUCCCUGGGUCUAUUUUUUGCGCGCCAUUUGACGCGGCAACGUAAAUGUUAUGUGGAAUUUUUUCGAAAUUGCGGAAAUCCCGCAAGGCCGCGCUCUAGAAUAAACCCUGAAAGCUGACAGUCUUCAAGGAUAAUUUACUCAGCUGUGAGCCAGCGGGUGAAUAAGCUCGAUUUCCUUUUUCUCUCGGUCCUUCCCAAACAGCGGCUGGUAAUCGAGCCUAGCGAGUGAGGCACUGUAACAUCUGUCAGGAGUUAUGGUUAUACGCCACUUGCACAUCUCCCAUAAUGCACCUUAUUUGCCCACCAAAAUUCUGCAUAAGCAUUAUUUUUAAUUUCUCUUAGGACGGCUGUAAUCCGAGGAGCGAUGAAAAACAAAGGUUAUGCAAAAUUUGGGGGGGGGGGGCAAGAAGGUGUAUUAUGGGAGAUCUGCAAGUGCCGUAUGGGCUAUGGGCUCCUGCAGAGGCGUAAAACAAAGAAAGGGAAUGAUGGAGGGUUGCACAAGCUUUCACAAGGAAAGGAGAAGAUUGAGUAACUGGACCAUUGGGAUCCUUCGUCGGAGAAUAAGAUAACCUUUCCAGUACAAAUCUUAAACCAUUUUAAGGUAUGUCCCCUUCUUUUUUUAGAAUUUGGUUUCGGUGUUCCUGUUGUGACAGUUGUUGUUGAAGGAGGCCUGGAUGCACUGAAGGCCGUGAAAGAGUCUGUGAAGUAUGGUAUACCUUCAGUUGUAGUGGAUGGAACUCGCAGAGCGGCUGAUAUCCUUGCGUUUGCUCACAACAACUGCGAAUGCGAGAGGCAAGUCAAAAUCCGUGUAGUUCAGAGUCAAAUGCGUUCAGUUUACUGCUUUUAAAUUCUAGUCCAGGAAUUAAGCGCAUAACCGUUAAUUGGUCUGUUUUGCUUCUUUUUUGGUCUUGUUCUUCCCAACCUUAUGCCCUUGGGUUUAUCUCCUGUUAUCUGUAUUUAGGAGAUGUCUUAGGUGAACGAGUCAGAGGGUGCUUUCCAUUAUACCGGACCAAUCGGUCAGAGACCACUCGGACUAAUUAAGGGGACUGGAACCAAAACUCCGACCGAAUUGAUUGUUGGGUAUUGUCGUAAGGGCUAGGGUCACAUACUACCAAGAGAAAAACGCGGGAAAACAUCGUCAAAAUACAGAGAAGCCAGUAAUAUACUUGUCUUUAAAAACUGAUGAAAACCAGAAGAAAAACAAAUUAAGAUGCACUGCUGUACCUGAGCCUUGUGUGCAACUGUGCAUAAGGAGAAAGUUUAGGUCUUGCGUCUGAAGCUUGCACACACUGCACUGUGGGGUAAACAGCUACAUCUGAACCAUCCGCCAUUUUGACUACUGUGUGUAGUGACGAGCUGGAGCGGGACUGGAAACGAAAAUUUCUGAAAAUGGAACGGCAAUUUUCGGUCGGACCGGAAAAUUUCCAUCUGGGCCGAACCGUUCCAUUUACGUUUGGACCUAAAUUUCCGGAAAUUUUGGCAUAAUGGAAAGUACCCAGCGAGUUAAGUGGUCCUUGUUCUUCUAGACAUAAACAUUUGCUGUGGUAACCUUUAAUGAGUAACAGUGGCCAAGCCGCUGAAACCAUGGCUGUCCUGUAGUAGUUGUAGACAAAUUAGGUCAUGAAGACGUCAUGUUAGUCGUUAUCGUUUAGUUUUCUUUCGAAACAACUGCGUUGUUUCUCUAAACAGUGUUGUCUGUUUUCAGAGGUUUCCGACGACUUCAAGAAGGCCAGUUGCCCCGACUGAUUGCUAAAAUUAAAGAAUUUUUUCCUAAGCAUGCCGACGAUGAAAACUACAUUCAGAAAAUCGUGGAAAUUGUGAACAGUUGUAUUUAUGAUGAAAGACUGGUGAGUCGUUACUAGAGCUUGGUCAUCUUAUAAUAGCUUAUAAUUACGGUACACUGAUCUACCGUUGUGACAUGAAUUAUAGUCUACGACAAUUUUUGCAACUGACAGGAGCUGAAGCCACGGUAAAAUUGUACAAUAAAUCAGGAAAAAAUAGAACUUUUUUUCAAAGAAGAAGAAACAACUGUCAUUAUCUCAAGUUUAGCGACAGAUUAUUGUACAAGGCGCAACGAAGCACCAGCAUAAUCACCUCAGCGUUGUAGGAGUGACAACGUUAUUUGCAUGUUUCAUCUAACAAGCGGUAAAUAACGAACAAGCGUUAAAGCGUUGGUGCGUGGAGAAGGAGAAGGCAAAUCAAAUUUGCAGAAAAAGCACCGGGUGCCAACGUUUUUUCCGACAAUGUUAUGUUUCUGCGCUGCUAAAGCGACUGUAAGCCAGGAAUAACAAACAAACAAACAAAAAAGAAACGCGUGCACACAGACAAAAUGACACAUAACCCAAAACGUCGUCAGCGACUAUAUGUGUAAAGGGGAAUUCAGCUUACCCUGUGAAAAUAUUUUUAUCUCCAACCAAGCAGUUGUUUGGAAAUUAGCCAUUCAUUUGCUGUACGCAAAUUUGGGAAGAAACAAACGUAAACUUUGUUGCUUAGGCCAUCCAGCUCUAAAAUAGAGCAGUGUGAAAACCUUCCUGCUUACGGAGGAUGAGAAAAUUUCGAAAAAAUCACUGACAAGACGUGGAGCACGUGUAGAGAGUGAUAGUUGUGAAACUGAAUAAAUAAUUUUUUAAUUCUGGGUCGAGCUGUACAUGUUUGAAUGGCGAAUAGCCCAAAUCUAGUGUUAGUUACCUUGACAACUGAUACGCGCUGCUUGUAGUCAACCCAGCUUUAGAGUCAAUCUGGAAUUGCCUUAUGAAAGGCCGAUUAACGCUAAUCCAGGAUUACAAUUUUCAUCUGCGAUUGUAUUUACCAUCUUUAGAGUUAAGAGUAUUACUAUUAUUUUUAUUAAAGUAUUAGACAAGAAAUGGUGAAGUCAACAAUCACAUUGCUGAAAAUCAUUUUACAGACUAAACAUCAAGUCGACUGGGACUCUGCAACAUGUAUUACGUAUUCUACAGAAUACUUUCAACGACUCACAUUAGGAAGUUGGUUUACUAACUUAGAACAAACACCACUGAAUCGUAAUCAACAGUUAGCGGCACCGUACAAACGACUUAUUGCUGGUUUGCACGUGACGUCACGGCGGUCAUGUUGGUGGUCAAGAACAAAAGCAUUUCUCUCCUCUGGGAACUAAACUCGAUUUUCAUGCAAAUUAUUCGAGAAAAAAUCCUAUUGUUUUGACCCCUAACAUGGCCGCCUUGUCACGUGCUGGCAAACCAAGGAAUUGACGGACUCAAAAAAAAUAACUACGAGAGAAUGACUGGAUAACCGACAACUUGACUAACAUUAAACGACUGUUUAACUUUGACAACAGACGGAUCUAAACGCACCAAUGACAUCACGGCUUAACCGACAGACGACCGAAAAAAUGGCGACUUAAUUGACCAAUCAGAUCAAUAACCAGAGUUUAAUACCAUCAAGCGACGUAAUACAACUCACUUUAACUCUGAAGAUGACUACCGCACAGGUUUUCGAAACGUCAGUCACUGUCAGCAACAGUCCUAUUCAGGACUAUGUUCACCUAGACAAUCGUACUCAACCUACUUAUGAAAUGAGUCCUGGGGCCUGUUUCUCGAAAGUCCCGAUUAUUAACGGGCCCAGUAAGCUGUCCCCGUUUACAUGUAAGAUCGAGGUUUUAAUAGUUUUGCAUCUAACAUGAUAAAACUAUCAGUUAGUGAAACAAAAUGGAGUAGUUUACUAGCCAGGACCUGCGCUCAUAUUUUUUAUAUUUCGAUUUGAAUAUUUGAUUUUGGGCCCGAAAAGUUACCGGGACUUUCGAGAAACGGGCCCCUGGAUUCAAACCUUUGCAGUAUUAUUUUGGGUCACAAAAAGUAAAUAUUGGGAUAAAGGUUCAACGAUUUGUUUUAAGAUCCAGUUGCAUAUUCCUAUACUAGAAAGUGUUUUUGGAAAUUUGGCGUAAUCUUGUGUUAAACACAUCCAUCUUUCAAGGAACAGGGCGCUGGCUUCGAACAACGCGGCCCUGGUAAUUCGUUUGGAGCCUAUCGGGGCCGCUUAAAUUCUGUUAAACAUUUUUCCAGGCUGUUCCGAUUAAAGCUGUUUUAAACCUAUUCUUUUUCUUCGUUCGUACUACUGUUCGGAGCAAACCAGGUGAAAUUUCAUUUAUUUCGAAAACGGAAAAAUCGUUGAAGAGCGCAACCACUCACUUAUCUAAGUUCUCUUCCAAAAUACUCCGCCCAAGGUUGCGUUGCCAAAUGUAUCCCCUUCUGCAUGCUAUUUUAUAUUUUUUUACCUGUUGAUAUAAUGCCUGUCUUUCCAGAUAACUGUGUAUAACAUCAACGAAAAGAAUAACUUGGAUCUCGACUUGGCCAUUCUGAGUGCAUUGCUAAAAGGUGAGAUGCUAUUUAAUACUGUCAUUCAAAAGAGGCAACGCACAAAGAUCGAAUAAGACAGUGACCGAUCCAGACCUUGUGGAGUGGGGGAAGGGACUCUCAUCCAGACCUUGUGAGAAGGGGGCUCGUUUUGAGGUGGGCGUGGUCCUCUGGAUUCGUGACCUUCCUUUAGGACCACCAAUGGUUGAUGCUACAUUUCCAUCUGACCACGGAGAAAACAGUUCUUGCCUUGUUAAAAGUAUAGAAGGCGCAAUUGUGACAGCAUCCAGCACAACAGGCGUUAUUGGGGGCGGAGGGAAGGGGAAGCGCUCAGCAGGGUUGUGGGGCGCGAGCUCGCGCUUUUGGCUUGGGAGCUCCGAUACCUCCUCUCCGAAGCUAAAACGUUGUGAUUAUCCAGGUAUUUAGUCUUGUAUACCCUGAAGAAGGCAGCAUUGCCGAAACGUCGGUCAAGAUUCUUAUCAUAACAGCGUCAGUUUUACAAUUUUUAAAUUAACAUUAAGUACUACGCUGGGCAGGUUUUUCAAUCUUGAUUAUCCAGGGAUGGAACUUAACUUUAUGUAAAUGAUUCAUAUGCCCUGGUUGUAUCAGGAAAGGGUGCCCACCUCUAAUAAAGAAAAAAAGAAAGACAAGAACAAAUGAAAGGAAAAGGACCGAAAAACAAAUUAACCAAAUGUUACCUACUAUACUACUUUGUUAUUGCUCCGCUUAGGGGAAAAGUGUUCCAGCCAAAUUUAGCAUCAAAUCGACAAAAUGUCUUUGACAUGUUUAAUUAGCACACCUCGGUAGCAUACUUUAUUGCAUGGUGAAAAUCUGCCCAACUUAAUCGAUUGCGAUUUGCAUUUGUAUAGCUCAAGGAGCUUGUAAUGUGGAUUCAACGAGCAGUGAUUGUGGCUGCAGAACAGAUUUUCUGGGAGGAGGAGUAAGUAAGAUGGAUCAGCUUAAAUUGGCUUUAACUUGGAACAGAGUAGACGUAGCUGAAGAGAAAAUAUUUACUCCCGACACGGACUGGCCGGUAAGUGAAACCCUAUUUUAAGCUUUGCAAGUGAUAUACAACCAAUUGAAAAAGAUUUCAUAUAUCAUGGGUACCUUUUCUCCUUAUAUUUGUUUCAUAAUUGAGUGUCGCCAAACAAUGAGCAAUGGAAGAAUUCUAAUAUAUUAACCAAUCUGAUCAGAAGCAAAUACAAAUAGCCGUUUCCAAACACGUGUAUAAACUUGAUGUAUCUUGAUUAGCUGAGAUCCUAACUCCCCCCCUUUUUUUAUUCAUCUAUCAUCCAUUAAUUUGCCUCCAUCAAGUUGAAGAUUCUUGCAAAUAGGCCAGCGGUCAAAAGAUACAUAAAAAAUAAAUGAAAGCAGUCAAUUAAUAUCAUAAAUUAAAGGCAGCUUGUAAAUGCCAUCAAAGAAGAGGCAUUAACUGUCUCAUUUGGCAGAAUGUUCCACUCUCUCGUUUUUCUUGGAAAACAGGAGUAUUUGUAAUAAUCAGUGAGAGCAACGGUUAUUAACAUAACGGCUAACUCGACCCAACUGCUUCAGAUAUUUGCCAGUGUAUAUCCCAGUUUGGUCAUUGUGAAUUUUAUAGAACAUGGCUAGUCUAUUCUUUCUUCUUCUUUCUUCAUGGGUGUUCCAUUGCAAUUCACGAAGCUUUCAUUAACACUUGAUAAGUUAUUGUAUUGGUUUCUAGUUUCUUCAAAGUGCAGAAUCAGUUGAAAGUAGCAGCUAGAUCACUUUGUCACUCAAUUCGCCACUGAAGAAACGAGAAGGAAACUAACCUGAGUUAGCAAGGAAUUCUGGGGCUGUUUCUAAUUGGCCAAUAGCUGACAGGCACGUCUCCCAGAAACAAUCCAAGAAACAAUUGCGGGACGCAUUUCGGCUCCAGUUCCCUUCUGGUUUCUAAAGUGGCGAAUACAGGAGCCGGUGUCACAGUGAUAUGGGCAUCCCCGCGUUUUGGACAUCCCCAUUCCCAAAACCCUAGUGAUAUGGGCAUGCCCUGUAACCCUAACCCUAAGCCUAACCCAAAUCGCCAGGGUAAUAUGAGAAGGGGAUACCCAUAUCAGUAGGGAUUUAAGAAUGGGGACGCCUAAAACGCGGGGAUGCCCAUAUCAUUGCAACACCGCUUUAUCAUUAGCGCCUAGAUAUACUGAUUUGUAAUUUUUAUGUACUUUUUUAAGUCUGGAAGCCUGGAUGAUAUGAUGCUUGACGCUCUGCAGUUAGGACGAGUUGAUUUUGUGAGGUUAUUUCUCGCCAAUGGAGUCAGCAUGAGAGAUUUCCUGACUGUGCCACGAUUAAGAAAACUUUACAAUUCGGUGAGUCAAUAGCACUGUCCUUGUGCGUGAAUGUUAAAUGUAGACAGACGUCACCUUUAAAAGAAAAAUCUAAAACUAAAAAAGCAGGCUUCCCACACGAGACAAUCAACUUUUGAAUAUUAUCUUUGUUUAGGUGGAUCCUGGAAGUCAUCUGUACUCUCUUCUUACGAAUGUCGGGGGAGUCUCGGUAAGUGCGACGCGACUUUUUCAUAAGAUGUCCCUCAGAUCCUGAUCAUAUUUUUAGCUACAUCUUCUUGUUCAGUGUGAUACUUUAUCUCAGUUUACCGUCUUAUAACACAAAUGCGAUAAUUCCACUAUCUAGAAUCCCCCGUAUUCCCUCAAAGACAUCGGCGUUCUCAUAGAGGAACUAAUGGGCGCUUAUUACGAACCGCUCUACCUGGUCGACACCCCUCAUACCAAUACUCUGGCGGCUGGCACGGCAGCGCUCUUCGGAGCAGCACCGAGUACAGAAGAAAAUGUCCAUAAGGAGGACCUGCUGGCAGUAAAGUUCAAACCGAACAAGAGAAUGAAAGUGGCACAUUCCGCGACAAGAUUUGAGAAGCCUUUCAGAGAACUGUUUUUAUGGGCGGUGUUGCUAAACCGUUUUGAAAUGGCGCGAUUUAUGUGGGAGAAGGGUGAAGAGGCUGUAUCUGAUGCGUUAGCGGCCUGUCGACUGUUCCAAGUUAUGCACGAUGAGAUUGAAGACGAUUACUAUGAAAUGAGGACAGCUCUGAAAGAACAUGCCGUGUAAGUAUUAGUCUGCUUUGGUUGUGGUUUUUGUUGGAUUGCGAUGAAGAAAUGAUGAUAAAACAAAAACAUGGCGAUGAAACUUCGAGGUUAACUUGUAAACGAUGCAAACUUUGGAAUAAGCAUGCCACGUCUAAGUCUUUGGCUUCCCCUUUACUACCCCGAAUUUUCCCUCAACACGCUUCCACCAAACCGCUAGCUAUAUGGUCCAUGUAGCGCAGUACUGAACUGUACUGUUAGAUAAGUACGUAGAAGCCCGGAAGCGUCAACAUGUCUUUGUCAGCUGAGCAGAAUAGUAGUCAUGUGACCGAAAUAGAAUCAAAGAUAGCUUAUCCCGCUGUCUGGUGAGCUUCGUCCUGUCAAUUCUCACAAGAAUUAUGGAAACUCACAGGCUGUCAUACCUUGUUGAUAUACUCAUAUUGUUUUUCGUUGCCAGUGAGUUUGAAAACUUAGCCAUUGGUGUUCUCGAUGAGUGUUACAAUGAAGAUGAGGUUUUAGCAGAGAUGUUAGUUGAGCGUGAGAUUCCCAAGUGGGGAGGCAUGUGUGCGUUGAACUUGGCCGCUGCAGGGAAGGCGGAAAAAUUUCUAGCGCAUCCCUGCUGUCAAUCAAGCUUAAACAGCAUUUGGAAGUCACGUGGCAUGCCUGGAGUUGAAUACUGGAAGGUAUGAUGUAUAGUCAGACUUGUGAACUGUUUACUUGAUGUUUUUGCCUUUGAAAUUCCCGAGUCCGUAAGACAAACGUCUUAAUGAGAGGACGAAUUCCAAGAUUGGGUAGUUGUUGAAAUUAUGACUGUUAAAUCGUUCUCCAUAAGCAAGGUAACUGCUCUAUCCACCAACAUUUAUUAGAUCAUUUCACUGCAAAAAAGUCGUGAUUAGUUUACAUCUAUGUUGUAGUCGAGUGUGACGCCACAAAAAUCGCCAUUUCCUUCCGACACUAAACUAACAAUAUUCAAUGUUGCAUAUGUAUCUUUUUCAGGUAAUUCUUGCUCUUCUCUGCCCCUUGCUCAUUCUAAAAAUUGUAUUCUACGACGAAGAAAACCACAGAUGGUCCGUACCAUUUUGGAAGAAGCUUGCCAUCUUCUACAAUGCGCCUAUCUCAAAAUUCUGGGCCCAUCUGGUAAGAACGCCUUGCUUGGUACGUUUAAUGAAAAUCUUGAGGAUUUGUAAGUCGAAUGAAAACACUUUUCUCCUUUGGACAUGCCGUAGCAAGCGAAUGAUCUGCCACUGAAUAACGUAGGACUUCCUUUGUCAUGGUUUUUGAAUGAUUUCUGGUUUGUCACAGAUAAUUUGGGCAAAAUAUUUCGUCAACAAUCGCAAUUUACAGAAAAACUUUGUCAAACUUGUAAAUUUUAUCAAAGGAAGUAUAGGUUUUUGUGCGUGGGGUUUUAGCAACUUAUUUUGCACUCCAACGAAAUGUUUCCGCCGUAGAAUUAAGUGGGGCUGCUUGUACCUUCAAUGAAAUUGUGAUUCUAACUACAAGAGGCUCGGACAGAAUUGAGCUCUAUCUUCGUGACUAUGGAACGAGGCAGCCCUGACAUCAAUGAUGUUUCAAAAGUAUUUUAUUUGAUAAUCGCCUUUGUCUUUCUAUUUUUAGGGAAUGCACCUCGUCUUUUUAGGUCUCUAUGCUUUCGUAGUUUUAUUUUCGUUUCACAAGACUUGGCCUUCUAACUACGAAGUGGUAUUAUUGUGCUGGAUUGGAGUUAUAAUCAUGGAUGAAAUCAGACAAGUAAGUAUACAACUGGCUCGAUUAUGUUUCCUGUGUUAUCUCUACAGCAAAAUUUGGAAAAAAAGGUGUUUGAAUUUAUGUCAAUCCUGAGAAGUAUGCAUCAUUACUAAGCCUGAAUUUCGGAAAAAAUAUCCGUAACUACUGAGUGAGACGAAUGUAUAGCUCUAAGCUCUAAGCUAAAAUUACAAACUAUCCAUCAAUGCAGCAACUAUACCGUCCCGGACGACAAUGAAUAAAUCGCAGGUUUUGUUUUGUUAAAAAUCAGAACUUAGACAGUAGUUUUGAAUCAGCUUUGGGUGCCACACACUUCUCGAUGGUUCUACUUGUUAUGUAUGUGGUAAGCAAAAGAGUGAAAACAAAUAUCCAUCGUGACUUUGUAGCAUCGUAACAGUUAUGUGCAAGGAAAACUGAUCAAUUUGAAAUCUUCCACACGAAUCAAGUCAUUCGAUAUUUUUUGUUGGGGAGCAAUGGUAACGCAGUGGUGAGAGCACUCUUCCCUUAAUGAUGGGGCUUGGGUUGAUUCCCCAAGGCGACAUCGGAUUUUUCUUCUCAAGAACUAGCAUUUUUUCAAAUUCCAAUUCUAUUAGGGAUAUGCUAUCACUAACCAGCUGUUUUAUAACUUUGGGCGCUUUCCAUUUGUUAGAACUGACCGGCCAGACCAAUCCCGUCGCAAUGAUAAUUUCCUUUUUAUUCAAAGCUCUCCAGCCAGAUCAGUCAAAUCCUAAAGAGUAUGCACGAGGAAAAUGUUUUUUUUUUUCAGCAAAAACUCUUGGAAAAAGCCUACUUCAUUUUAAAACUGACUGGCCGGGCCAUGGUCCGGCCGGCCAGUUCUGACUUUUGGAAAGCGCCCUUAGUCUUAGGCCAUCAUAGGUUAUAGCCCACUAGUAGCGAAAAGCGCCUGCUUUUUGGCGGCACAAAAGGAUUAAAGUCUAGCUUUAACUAGCUAAAAUUGUUUUGUCUCGAUAUUUUUGACCAACUAGUUGGAUUUUACUAAAACAAUUAUUCCUCUCGCUCUCAUGGCUUCUGAGUCAAUAGCCCUUUCAGCCUUCGGCCUCAUGGGCUAUUGACUCAGAGCCCAUUCGGGCGAGAGGAAUAAUUGUUAAAUAACGCUUGGUUUUUAUUUUGUCAGGUCAUACAACAAGAAACCAACACCAUCAGGAGUAAGCUGGAACUGCAUUUUAACACUUCCGUUAACAUAGUGGACGCAUGUGCUAAUGCAAUCGCCAUCAUAGGUUUUGUACUGCGGUUUUUCGAGGUCACUUGGGAGACAGCCCGCGUAUUGUACUGCAUCAAUUUCGUCAUCUUUUCAUUGCGUCUGUUCCGAAUGUACUUUGUCAGCGGCUAUUUGGGGCCUAAGAUUAUCAUGAUAAAGAGAAUGGUGAGUUAUUUCUAUAGAGGAUAUUACACGGUGGCGCGAAGAUAUGAAUUUUAUUUUCGAGUGGCAAAACAAUAUUUUAUGGACGAGCACAGCAAGUGAGUAAAAUAUUGUUUUUGCCACGAGAAAAUAAAAGUCAUAUCUUCAAGCCGCCGUGUAAUGUUCUUUUUAUUAUAUAGACAAAAAGACAUCGAUAAAAUAAUAGAGGGAAAUUACGUCAUAGAUAAACUCACGUGUGAGAUUAUGGAAAAUAAACCACUCGGCUCCCGGAUGUAGUUUUUAUGAAUUUUACGAGUGGUAUAUUUUUCAGUAAAACACUCGUGUCUGUAUAAUAAAGCCUGUUAUUUUUAGUUUUGUUAAUGAAAUAAUCAUUUAAGUGAUUCUACUAAAGGGAAUCUAAAUCGUCUCUGAAAACAGCACAGUUACCUCUUGUUUUCUCUUUGAUACUCGAAGUUUCCUAUUGCCGUCAAUUGACCCUUGCUAUGAUCCACUUUUCCUGUCCGGUCAAUUCAGGAUAAAAGGUACCCUUAACUGCUGGUAAGCUUAUAAAGUUGGGUUCCUGAUAUCCGGCCGGAGUGGUACUGGUUAGCCUUGCUUGAGUAGAGGUUUCUGGUGACCAAAAACUGAACAAAAGUCUAGCAGUACCAUCCAUUCGACGUUUUAAUUGAUGAAGUUACUUUUGUUUUCUGCAGCUUGAAGAUGUUGUAAUGUGGCUAUGUCUUCUACUGGUAUUUGUAUGCAGUUAUGGUGUGUUUAGGCAGGCCCUUUUCUUCGCUAAUAAAGAACCGUACUGGGGUGUUAUCAAUGAUCUAUUCUACAAGCCUUACUGGCAUGUGUAUGGAGAACUUUUUGUCGAGCAAGAAGGUGGGUCACCUUUUUUCCAGCCUGUCUCCUAUUUCACUUUUCCGGGAAGGUUUUUUUCUUACAAGAUAGCGAGCUAAUGGCCUGGGACUAGGCUCCUAAUUGAGGGAAAAAGGAAAAAAGGGGUGCAACAGCUAAAAAAAGCGGGAGCCUGUCCCCAGGCUAGUGAACUAAGGGCUCAGCAGAACUAUCAUAACUUGCUGCUAGCUCAACCCCCUUUUGGCAGCGCUUCUAGGGUGUCCAGUUAUAGCUUGUCCCACUCGUUCAGAUAGUGGGGACGGUGCAAAGAGAGAUGAACGAGGAAAAAUAAGAAGGAAAGGGAUUGAAGAAAAGGAGAAGAAACAGCGGGGACGAGGGCAGGGUGGGUGGUUACGUGACGUGCAUGCGUAAUAGAUACCUGGAGAUUAGGAUUGCUGUCUCCUCUGGUCACCCGCAAUAAAUGAUAGCACGGUGCAGUUUGACGUAAUGCGGACCCAGUCCCACGUGCGACCAAUGGCAAUGAUCUAUCCUGUGGAAUGUGGACAAGAACAUUAAGAUUUAUCAUUAUUUUGUUUCUGGUAGCGGAACAAGGAAAGCUAGCCACGGGGGAGAUUCCUUUACAUGAUGGCGAACAUUUGAAAUGGAUUCACAGAAUACUCAUGGGAGCUUACCUGCUCAUCACAAACGUGCUUCUUAUAAACCUUCUUAUUGCCAUAUUCAGGUAUCAUGUUCUUUAUUAGUUACUUUGUAACAUUAGAGAAGAUAAUUUGAAAAACUCACACUUUUUCGACUGAAGCUGCACACAGAUAUUCUGUUGGAGAUUAUUUAUUCUCCGAUUCAUGUGUUUUUUUUUUCGACGUCUUCAGGGUUUAUUCAGGCGAUGCAAAUUUCAUUAUUGUAAACAGUCGUUGCCGUUUUUAGUUAUCUUAAAAAAUUUGGAACUGUUUUUGACUGUGUUAUAACUAAACGCCCAUUUAGCUUGGGUUGUACUUCGUUCUUUCUCCGACUAUUGUUUAUUUAUUUAUUUAUACCACAAGGAAUAUAUUACUUCUACCAUAAAUAAAGGCUUGGUUACCAACGGUUAUAGAUUACUGAUGCAUUAGAGCCUGGCUUCAGCUACUGAUUGUUAAAUAUUUGAGCCUGCUUGCUAACUUAAUGCGUCCUUUCUUUAUUGCACUGCAGCAACGUUUUUAACGAAGUGGAAGUGAAUUCAUAUCAGAUCUGGAAGUACCAGUACUAUUAUCUAGUGAUGGAAUACAGCAAACAACCUCCGCUUGCACCACCUUUCGCAAUCAUUUAUCACUUGAUUGAGCUUAUACAGUGGCUUGGGAAGAAGUGUCGAAAACCCAACAAAGUUUCUCGUGAGUAGUUACUAUGUACGCUUGUAACAGAUAGGUUCAUGUUUUCAAGAACACGGUGGCGUAAAAUUCAAAGCAAAUUACCAAAUAACUCUUCCUGAAAUUAUAGACUAACAUGGGACUUUCUCUAAAAAGCUAACUCGUUACGUUCCCUUCACGACAACUACCUCUACUACAUUUUAGACAAAGUCCUUAGAUAAUAUGUUUUUGUUCAAGGUGCUUCAUAGUUUCAGCUUAUUUUAACAAUAUUUAAAUAAGCUACUUAUUUUCCACAUUAGCAGAGGUUUUUUUUUGUUUUUGUGCCAUUGAAGUUUUGUUUCGUUUUACAGACUGGCUCCUUGCGCCAAAUAUUUUAAUCGAUUAAUUAUAAUAAAUAAUUAUUCCAUUUAUAGUUAUUCAUUUCUUACAUCAGGCAAAUAUACACAAUAUUUACCAUGUAACAUGACCCCAUUCACAAGGAUUUCGAUUAGAAUCUUAUGGUGUGUCUAAAAAUGGACUAUUUUUCGUUUAGCCAAGUUCACUGCAGAGGACCUUGAACUUUUGAGACUUUUUGAAAUCGAGAGCGCCGCCAAAUAUCGGCAGAGAGUUGAAGAACAGAAGAGGACUGGUACGGAGGAAAGGAUACGAAAAACUAAUGAAAGGUGAGAAAGAUGGAAGCGAUGCAUCACAUUCUACUCCUCAUCUCCUGAUAAUAGUUUACAUGUAGUCUAAAUAUCUUUGUUAUCAAAAAGUCAAGCUACAAAAGCAUAGUAAUACGCAAAUUAUGUUUUUGAAUCGAGAGACAUUACUCUUCUUUACACAAAUAACAAUGACAAACUGGGAAACACUAGACUACUAUGUCGCGCUUUUUGCUGUCGUUUAAAAAGUAAAUCGUGUCUUCGCAUCAAUUGAAUUCCAGUAAUAAUGGCCCAGCAUGAAGGAUGGACAUGGAUUGAAACUUUGAAAAUUGGGGCCAAUUUUUUUAAGAAGCCAUACCUGCAAAAAUCACCAAAAGAUUAUUAUGGUUAGUACUCCCUGAUGAAGUUUGUUUGAUAUCUACUUAAUAACUCGAUUGGAGCACUUUGUGUAUGGGUAAAGGCACUAAGUUAAUGAUUGAUCGGGCGCUAGAAAUGACUGGUGAAAAAUCGUAUAGAAUGAAAACUAGUGGUGUCUGUCCCUUUAUACUUUUUUUCAACCUACCAUCCUUUGCGUGUUGAAAAGUGACGUAAUAAUGCCCCUUCCAUCUUUUAUACUGCGGCUAAAUACGGUCACUGUUGAACUGUUCACCUGUGUGGGGAACGUGUGGCCGUUGUGAUAGAAAAAAAAAGAGGCAUUCAUCUCCAUUCUUAUCACAUCUUCCUGGCAAAUUAUGAUCAAUUUGUACGCUUACCAAUGAGAGAACGAAGCAUGACGGCUUUUAUGGUCUGUUCCAUUUGUUCAUGCACGUUUGGAUAAAUAGUGUGGUUUAUUUUAGUGUUUAAUUCUCAAUUUGUUCUUUACAUUUUGUUUUUUUAUGCUCACAAUAGGGUGAAACACUUGGUGAAAAAAGUGACAGAGUUGCAGGAAACCCUUCAACAAUAUCUUACAAAUAUCAAUGAAGACUGA